AUGGAGACAGAGUCACAGCCCUUUCUGACGCCCACCGCGACAGAUGGGGACCAGCAGCAGCAAAAAGGCUGGUGGCAUCAGGUUCAGCAUACGUGCAAAUCCAGCUUUUCUAAACCAAUCGCCCUUUGGAUUGGAGUUCCCGUUCUCAUAAAUGCAUUCGUUUUGAUAUCUCUCACUUCCUGGGUCGCGCACCAGCUUCGCGGCCUUCAACGCCACUUUGUUCCCACGAAAUUCACCGACUACUCCCAAACAGCAUAUUUCCAGGAUCCCGGCUCAUUGGCCGAUGCAGCUUGGGAGGAUCUACUUGGGGAUAUGUUCAUCCGAGUUUCAACCGAGGAACUGGACCUGGCAAACCAGACCUCAAUCUCGCUGCCUCGAGAUGACAAGCACCUUGCCUGGCUUGGAGUAUACCACGACCUGCAUUGCAUUGUACAGCCUCCUUUCCUCCUCCCCUACCCAAUCAAAAACCUCCAUGAUGAGCUCUAUUGGAAAUCAUGUACUUACUCUGGGCUCAAGAACACCCUCCGCCAAUGGAUUCACCGGGACUAUUACCAUCCCAACCUAACAGCCGCAGAGCAGAACAAACUCGAAUCCCACAUUAGCCAUUGCCUGGACAUGCUGCGCCAGAGUGUCCAGUGCCACGCCGAUGCAUAUCUGAUGACCUUCCGGUGGACAGAGACCCAGCAGAAACCCGAGUUCAACCCCGCAAUGCCCGUGCGAACAUGUGUCGAUUUCGCUCUCCUGCGACGGUCACUGCAGCCUCGGUCAGUGGAGUUGGAAGAGAUCCAAGGGUUGGAGAACCCACUAAUGGGGAAAGAGAUAUGA
This is a messenger RNA of Aspergillus fijiensis CBS 313.89, 825 nucleotides long. RefSeq lists its product as uncharacterized. Gene Ontology annotation, biological process: mycotoxin biosynthetic process. The record is from RefSeq and is a predicted model, not a curated record. Bases 1 to 825 code for a protein of 274 amino acids. Lineage: Eukaryota; Fungi; Ascomycota; Eurotiomycetes; Eurotiales; Aspergillaceae. The transcript has 3 exons.